This is a messenger RNA of Ixodes scapularis (black-legged tick), 2388 nucleotides long. It is a transcript of the gene mst, whose product is annotated as protein misato homolog 1. Gene Ontology annotation, biological process: mitochondrion distribution. Gene Ontology annotation, cellular component: cytoplasm. Bases 190 to 1821 code for a protein of 543 amino acids. The record is from RefSeq and is a predicted model, not a curated record. The transcript has 14 exons. Lineage: Eukaryota; Metazoa; Arthropoda; Arachnida; Ixodida; Ixodidae.
AAGUCCAGAAGGUGGGGUUAGUGGGGCGGCGAGCGGUUGGGGUUUAGCCAGUUUAGCGGUUUAGCUUUGUGCGCGAACGCUUUCGGACAUGUGUUGCUAAACUUCUGUUUCCUUGUUGCGGUGAAUCAGUGAUGCUUCUUUUUUAGGGAGCGUCGUGUCAUGUGUUGAGAGGUGUAAAUAACGAAAAAAAUGUCAACUCGAGAAGUCAUCACCGUACAGUUGGGAAACUACGCCAACUUCGUGGGCGCUCACGUUUGGAAUCUGCAGCAAACCUGCUUUUCCUACAACCGGAAUGACUCUAGGAUCCCGCUUGAGUUCAACCACGACAUAUUCUUCCGCGAAGGCAAGAGCCCCAGGGGGCAGUUGACGUACACGCCACGACUGGUGGUGGCCGACCUUCCGGGAAGCCUUGGCCAUCUCAAGAACGACCUGUACGAUCCCCCGCCAUCUGCCAAAGAACAGAUCUCCUGGUCUGGCAAGGUAACCAUUCACAAGACGGAGCCUGUGCCGAAAAGUUCCAGCAGCCAUUCCAGGGACCAGAGCUUACGCAGCUUUAGCUCCGACGAGGACAAAGACAUUUGCCGAGCCGACCUGACCAAUGUCGGUGGUGCAAGCGAGAUCCCGCCGCCCAACGACCUGGCGCGGCAUUGGACGGACUUCCUGAAGGUCGACUUUCACCCCAAGACAGUGAAUCUGGUUCAUGGAUACCAUCACAACAGUCGAGACGACCCGUUUGACCUCUACGGACAGGGUGUCCAGUGUUACGAGGACUCUGCCUGGCAGGAGGGCUUUCUUGACAGGCUGCGCUGGUUUGCGGAGGACAGUGAUUCCCUGCAGGCCUUCAGCGUGGUACUGGAUGCCCACGACGGCUUCUCGGGAUUGGCCGGAGGGCUUCUGGAGCAUUUGGGCGACAACUACCCUUCUAAGGCUGCCCUGUGCUGGCCCCUGUUUCAGCCCCACUACCGGGCACUCAAGGAAGGAGCUGUGGCCACGGAGCGGGCCCACAGGUGCUUCAACGCGGUCAUGUGCUACGGCAGUCUGUCCAGGCUCUCUUCCGGCUUCUGUCCUCUGAGCGUCUCUGCGGACCACUUCAAGGGCACUGCAAGGACCUUCCAGCACCUCAGGCUCCUGGACCAAGAACAGUACCAGACGAGUGCAGUGCUGGGGUCUGCCCUGGACAGCUUUUACUGCGGCCUGAAGCUGAAGAAUCAGCCGCUGGAACUUACUCAGCUGCUCGGCCAGCUCACCGGAGUCGGCAGAAGGAUGGCGUCCCUGAGCUGCAGCUUUCCCCUCGGCCUUCCCGAGACUGGUCUGCUGGAGAACCACAGCUGCAUUCCGGUGCCCCUGACGCCAGGAGCCAUUGGGGAUGCCAGACAGGACAUGUCCUUGGCGGUGGUGCGCGGUUGCCCCCAGGAUUUGAUUAGCAGGCUUCCCCGCUCCGUGCAAGAUCCCGGAGAGGUCGUCCACAGGUUUGCCGACAAGAUGUGCGGGGGCGGACUUGCGUGGCUGAUGCGUGUCGAGAAUCCCACGAGAACGGCCAACGGCUUUCCGGCCAUCUUCGACGAAGCCGUCACUCCAAGAGGGCUCAUCUCCAAACAUCCUCGAGAAAAGAACACGGGAGUGGCGCUGGUUCCUUCGCUGGUGUGCGUCCAGAGUGGCAGCGGCACGGCUCGUGGACUACAGGAGGUGGUGCAUGCGGGCUCGAGUCUGGAUUUGCAGCGCUUUCACCGGUGCACGCUGGCGGGCACCGAACCAGACGCCUUUAGGGAGGCUCUGAACGCCGUCCAAGAGCUGGCCUCGGACUACGAUCUUGGACUGUGACGUCCUACAAACUUGGACAGUCGGAACGUUUUACGAUCUUCGAUUGCGACAUCCUACGAUCCUUGACAGCGACGUACUACAAUGUUUGACCAUGGCAUGCUACGAUUUCGACUGCAAUGUCCUACGGUCUUUGACUGUUGUAACGUCCCACGAUCUUUGACCGUGAUGUCGUACAAUCAUCGACCGUGAUCUUAACGUUCUACGAUCUGCGACCAUGACGUCAUGCAAUAUUCAGUCACGACGUCUGGCGCGUGCACGCACAUAUCUGUGCGCGAGAUCAAGCCGGCUAACACCUUUGUGACAACAGGUGUGCGGUCUCAAUUACGCUCGAAUACUUGGGGUGUGCAGUACUCUUUCGUGCACAUCAGACCUGUUCGGAACAAAAAAAGAUGGUGUCCUGUGGCGAUCCAUUAGUUUGCCUCGAUUGUCAUGCAGUUUUGUGAGUUUUCUUGACGGAAAUUUUGGCAGUAUUUGAUUGAUAGUUUUGUUGCAGCUUGCUUUUCUUGAGUUCUGAAUUAUAUGAUGUUUUACGAGAAAAUAAAAGCAAAGAUUACUUGUGUAUGCAAA